Molecule: messenger RNA, 615 nt
Organism: Drosophila rhopaloa
Lineage: Eukaryota; Metazoa; Arthropoda; Insecta; Diptera; Drosophilidae
Product: accessory gland protein Acp29AB-like
Exons: 1
Coding region: 1-615 (204 amino acids)
Biological process (GO): biological process involved in interspecies interaction between organisms
Cellular component (GO): external side of plasma membrane
Molecular function (GO): carbohydrate binding
Source: RefSeq, a predicted model, not a curated record
AUGCUCGAUCACAUUGCUUUUCACCAGAAGGAGUGGAGCACUUGCAAGCCCCAAAAACAUAAUGAAACACAGGAAAGACUUGUCAGAAUCGAAGCCAAACUUGACAAGUUACUGGACCAGAAGGAAGCUUCAUCGACGAAUGCAAAUAUUCUUGAGUUACAGACAAAACUGGAUCGGAUUGAAAACCUACUCGCAGGCCUGCAGGAAAAUGUGUCUAAACGUGUCUCCAACGCUAGUAUAUCUCCUUCGUUCACUCGGAUCGGGUCUAGGUUAAUUUACAUCGAAAAAGAUAUCGAAAAGUCCUGGGACGCUGCUGAAGAAACCUGCCGCGAGAUGGGAGGUCACCUGGCAACUAUUCAGAACAAAUCGGACCUAAACAGCAUCGAAAAAGAACUAGAGCUCCAUGGCGUCUACUGGCUGGGCAUCACAGACGUGGCCAAGGAGGGAGAGUUUGUGUCCGUGGCCACUGGCGAACCAGCACCCUUCUUGAAGUGGGAAGAAAAUUCACCAUUCAGUUUAACACACCAAUAUAACUGUGUGGAUAUUUACAAAGGCGAAAUGUACGAUACCGACUGUAGCAGAAGUGAAAAUUUUAUCUGCGAGGCUGUUGGAUAA